UGGAGACACUCAGGACCAACCUCCCCACAAAGAAAGCCUCCUGUAUUUAGCCCAGGGAGAUUGACUAAGCGUCAAACCAAACCAACCAGAAUGCAUCAUACUACACAUAAGACAGUAUGCAGAAUGCUUCAGACAUGAUUCUUCCACUCCAUUAAUGGGUGUUUGAGUUGGACAGAGUCCAUUCUGAAAUGGAAGAGCUAAGCCAGAGUAGCUUGCCCCAUACUCUGCUAUUUUUCAGCUCAUCAUCCAUCCUCAGAAUGCUUUCUCUUUUCCGCUCACAGCACUCAGUCGCUACCUGUUACUGCAAAUUGGCUAGGAGGCAAAGCCAAGGGGUGGUGUUCAUUCCCCGUGGAUUUUUGUUUUCUUAAUCACUCAGUGCCAGCACUGAGGUUGCACUGGGAUGAGUAAGAGCCUCUUCCGUUUUGCUCUGGGCCACUUUCCUCUUGAUCACUCACUGCCUCUUGUUGCCGGCCUGACCUAGAUAUGGCACUAGGUAGAGAAGACUGCCUGGCUUUGGUGCUGUCCAGACUUGGAUCCCAGAUCAGGAGAAAGCGGCGGAAUGUGAAUGCUGAUGCAGACCAGAAGCCUGAAGUUUCUCCCCCUUUCAGCCCAAGGUCUUUCAGCUGUGAUUUCCAGCACAGGAUAGCGACAGAUGGAGAAAUCCAACCGAUUUUGAGGAACUGGUGCAGUAAACUUGUGAGCCGACCACACUCCUGGCAUUCAGCCAAAUCUGGAGAGGACCAGACUGAUGCCAGCAUGAUGCAAAUAUCUCAGGGCACGAUUGGUACUCCUUGGCACCAAAAUUAUCAUUCCAGUUCCUCCGCAAAUGAUGUCUCCAACUAUAACCAUGCCUUUCCAAGAAGGAGCCCCGAUCAGUACAGCUCCCAGGGAAGCAUGGAGAGUUUGGAGCACAAUGGCAACUAUCCUCCCUGCCAUCCCCUCUCUCCUGCCAAGUCCACUAGCAGCAUUGAUCAGCUUGCCCACCUCCACAACAAGAGAGACUCUGCUUAUAGUUCCUUCUCUACCUGUUCUAGCAUUCUCGAGUAUCCCCCCACCAGCUUUUCUGCUCAGGAGUGUUCAGACACGGUGGCCACAAUACCUGCACAAGGCAACCUGUUGGAAGGAAUGAGACAGGCUGACAUCCGGUACGUCAAGACAAUCUAUGAUACCAAGCGGGGUAUCUCGGCAGAGUAUGAGGUGAACUCUUCGGCAUUGCUUCUCCCCAGUGGAGAAUCCCAAGAAUCAGUGGAUGACAGGUGGCAUAAUCAUCCCAAAGGUGGCAGGAUGCCACUGCUACCCUGGAACCAACAGUACUGCACUGCCCACGAAGUGGAGUCCAACAACGUAAACCACAAAGUGGGUGCUCCCAUGCCCCCAACCCGGAGUGGAAGCUAUGCAGUUUUCAGGCAUUAUGAAAGGCCUGGCUCCUGGUCUAACCUUGAGCACAACAGGUAUGGCCGGCCCCAAUCAAGCUUCCCCGGAUCCCUAAAGACUUCAUUUCCAGAAGAACAUUUACACACUCUCCUCGAAAAAAGCCCAGAGAAUAGUCCCCCAGUGAAGCCCAAGCAAAACUACAUCCAAGCACCCCAACCAGGCCAGCCAUUGCUCCCUACCAGCAUCUACCCUGUACCUUCCCCUGAACCACACUUUGCCCAGAUGCCCCAGCCUUCUGGAAGCAGCAAUGGGAUGUUAUACCCAGCACUUGUCAAGGAACACGGUUAUCCUGCCUCACUAAGCACUUGUGACAAGAUGGUUACUCUUGAGAAUGGGAAUCAGAAUGACCCCAGCAAGUCUGCUGCAAUUUUCUACCAGGCCCCAGAGGAUAUUUCAGCACCUCUGGUGGAAAAACCAGAAACCAGAGACAAGUUUUCCCCAUACAAGCCACAUUUCACAUCGGAGCCUGAGAAACUCAGGGGCACCUCCCUGAGGAAAGAUGAGCCAAGGAUUUUGGAAGGCAACAAUAUGCUCCCCAAUGGGAGAGAAAGCAUGCAUGACAGUACACAUCACAUCCCCCAAUCCUUGCAGAUCCAGGCUCAGGAAGUCAAUGAAGGCAAGCCACUUCCCAGACCCUCAGAGCCCAGGAUAGCUGAAUUCCAAGAGACUCAAAAUGUCCGCCUUCAACCAAGACCAGAAAGAGAAGGCCUCACUGAAGACUCGUGGAGCACUUCUGGCAAAACAAGUUCAAACAUUUUAUCUCUCCAGACUAUUUCUGAAAGCACCAGAAGGCAAGAUAACCUGGAGACGGGACAAAUGGGACCUCAAGAGGGAAACCCUGACAGUAGACCAGCCUGUCUCAUCAAAAUGAAUAAAAUGGAACAAGAGCCCAAAAAGACAGUACUUGACCGAUGGGACCAUUCAGACUGGCAAGCUUCCCAUGUAAGACCUGAGGGAGGAACUAAAGGAUCACCCCCUUUCCAUAAUUCUGAACCAAGAUAUGAGGUCCAUGGGCAGGCAUCCAACCUGACUCAGAGGCGACGUAGUUCAAGCAAUGCCCUCCAGAACUCUCAUUUGGGGAAACUCCACUGCUCUGUGUUGGAGAAGGUCAAUAAGAUUGAACAACGUGAACAAGGGACCCGGAGACCCGCAAGUGUGAGCAGCUACAGCCACAGAGCCAACAAGCUAGAACAGACACCCAGUAAUAGAGGCUCUGUGAUCAGCCUUGAAGACCCUCAGGGUGAAAUGGGUUUCCUGGAACCAGGUCCAUCCACUGGAUGUGUCGAGGAGAACAUGAUCAAAGAGGGUAAGAAAAAAUCUGAAGGGGUUUCCUGGCAUCCAGCUGAACAUCAACUGAAAAGGGGUGGAAAUGGUAGUUAUGGACCCACACAUCCAGAGACUAAGCCACUCAGAAGUACUCCUCUCCUACAACGCAGCCAGAGCACCUUCCAGCUUUCCAACAAGAUGGAGGAGGAAACCCCAUGGAGAGAAGAGAGGACUAAUAGUCCUGAAUCACCACUUCUCGAGGUCCCCUUAAACCAAGCCUAUCGUAACAGUAUCAAACAUGCUCAGUCCCGUGUCCUGGGAGCCACUUCAUUCCAACGCCGGGAUCUUGAUCUGGGUCCCCCCAUACCAUCUCAGUCAAGGCGAGGAGCAAGGCAGAGACCAGCUUCUGCCCACUUGGGGCUAAAGAGCCCAGAAAUAACACCGAUUCCUGCUUCGCCUCAUAUCCCCAAGGAACGACAUAGCAUCAAUCCAGUCGAGGGAAGCCCCCCCAAGGAAGACCCAAUAGCCAUGGUGACCCGGGUUGGAGGCCGGAGAAGACUGACUGCUGAACAAAAGAAGCGUUCCUAUUCAGAACCUGAGAAGAUGAAUGAAGUGGGGGUAUCUGGGACAGAAGAGCCGUCCCCCUGCUAUUCCCAGAGGAGGGACCUGCCAUUUGGCUUCCCAGAGAACACUGUGGCAGACAGGCGCCGCAUCUUUGAGAGGGAGGGGAAAGCUUGCUCCACCCUUAACCUUUCCAGGCCUGAGUUGAAGCAACUACAGCAGACUGCCCUGGCUGACUACAUUCAACGCAAAACUGGAAAGAGGCCAUCUCCUUCUGCCAGUCACCGACGGGAAAGCCGCAGCCUCACUGCAGCCUCAAGUAUGAAUUCCUUGCAGGAACAAAACCCCUUCCCCAGGAGAGGGUCUGCCACCCUGCCCACAGAAUUGGUCAGAAACUUGGACAGAAACAGCCUUGAAAUGCGGGGUGUACGAGAUCGGAGUAGUUCCUUUGCCAACAACCAUCUCCGUGCUGAAAGGCACUGGCAUCCCAAGAGGGAAUCACCACGGGUGGAUUGGCUCGGAGAGGCCAGUGGCCAGCCCAGUCUUCCACAGAAAGUGAACUGGACCCAUGAGAAGCAAGCUGCCCUGGUAACUAAAACCAGGGGGCCAGGAAAGUCCAUGUCGGCCGAAGAUCUGCUAGACAGGUCAGAUGUUCUGACUGUCCCUUUCCAUUCGAGGUCCAGGUCAUCCCCCAUCUCAGAUAAGAAAUGUCAGGAUUUGCUUCUGAGGGGAAAUAUUGAUCACAACCUUCUUGGAAAGACUCCAUCCUGCACAGCUGGCCCUGGAUCCAGGCAGUUUAAUUAUUCAGAAAGAAGCUAUGAAGAGAAAUCAUCUCUUACACAUCACCCAGGGCCUCACAAAGUACCAAAUGGAUCAUCUGUUCUCAUGGAAUGUUCCAAGACCCUAGAACCUCAAAGGCCUAUCAACAGAUCUCCAGCCUUUGGGCCAUCACCAGGAGGAAGGCAAGGUCCUUUCAUAGACGCAAAAUCCUCACAGAUUAACCCUUUUAAAUCAGCUCAGACCAACUCCACCUAUCCUUCUCAGCCUUACCUGUAUGCAGACAGAGAUGCCCCAGCUGGUAGGCAAUCUUCUCCAAUGGACACACCUGCAGCUGUCUUCAGAAAUAAUGGUCACAUCCUGACACAGUCCCAUAAUCCAAGAGACCUUGAAGACAACUGCCUUGAGAGUUUAGCCGAAAAUGGAAUGAAGAAAAAUAAGGGACCUCUACCUCAGAAGCCUCCUCCCUCUCGAGUGAAAUGGGCCCACUCACUCAGAGACGACAACUCAGUGGAGCCCUCUUCAUCUUCUGGGGUACCAAGUCAGAAGCACUAUGAGCAACGCCAGAGCCUCCCCAACCCAAACACUACAUCUAACCCCAACAGUCCCCUAGGACUCUUCACCGGGCCUGGAAAGAUCUCCCUCAGAAUAUCUGAAUCAGCCUUUCAAGCCAUCCCAUCCCUUCAGGACGAAGGUGAUGAUGACGUGUUUGUGCAAGAUUUGAGACCCAGUUCCACUUUCAAAACUCUGUCCAUGUUACCCCCACCACCACCAUCACCCCCUCCACCUCCUCCUCCUUCACCUCCUUCACCUCCUUCUGAGGACCGGAAAACACUGAGGAACAGCUUGGAAGAGUUUCCUCCUCCUCCUUCCCCAAUUAUAUAUGAAGCAUCAGGAGCCCCAACCAAUGAAACUUAUGAAGACACCUGUACCAGCAAUUCCACAAGAUUGUCCAAGUUGACGAUUGCAGAUUCUCAAAGGAGCAGCCCAACCCCAGCUUCUAAAUCCAACAUUUUCAUCAAAGCUCUAGGAGCUAAGCAGACAACCUCAUUACCCACUCCUGAUGGCCAGCACCAGUCGACCGGAACUCAUGUGGAGCACUCUAGCCCAGAGCAGAUGCUUUCCACACAGGCCCAAAGUCUCAACCAGAAGCCUGGCAACCCGACUCAGGAAGUGGAAAAGAGCAAUCCCAGCCCUGAGAAAACACCAGAGGACAUCAGGAGAGAGAGUUUGGUCAAGCAGAUUGUUCACCAAGACAAAUCCCUUGCCGGUAUUUUGGAUCCAGAUUCCAGAAUGAAGACUACCAUGGACCUGAUGGAAGGUUUGUUUCCACAAGGCCCAGGUUCCCUGAAGGAAAGCAAUACACAGCGAAAGGCAAUACAAAGAAGUACCAGUUUCCCAGUAUCUGAAGGGAGUAGGAGCACGGAGAAAGAAAGAGUGGGAAUGUUGAUCAACUGUCCUGCCUAUUAUAAUGUGUCUGCACCAAAGGCGGAGCUUCUAAAUAAACUCAAAUCCAUGCCUGCAGAGGGAAAUGAGGAUGAUGACCAACUAGAUGUCAAUGAAAAGAAGGCAAAACUCAUCGGAAGCCUGAAGCUUAAACUGGAGUCACUGAAAGAAGCAAAGGAAAGUUUGCUAAUGGACAUCAAGCUCAAUAAUGCCCUUGGAGAAGAAGUAGAAGUUUUGAUCAGGAAACUCUGCAAGCCCAAUGAAUUUGACAAAUACAAGAUGUUCAUAGGAGACCUGGACAAGGUUGUGAACCUUUUGCUCUCCCUCUCUGGACGAUUGGCCCGAGUAGAAAAUGUCCUCAGUGGAUUGGGUGAAGAUGCAAAUAAUGAAGAGCGGAGCUCUCUAAAUGAGAAGAAAAAGAUGUUGGCUGGCCAGCAUGAAGAUGCUCGGGAGCUCAAGGAGAACCUGGACCGGAGAGAACGUGUGGUUUUGGACAUCUUAUCCAAUUACCUCACUAAGGAGCAACUCCAGGACUACCAACAUUUUGUGAAAAUGAAGUCAACACUUCUGAUCGAGCAGCGGAAAUUAGAUGACAAGAUCAAACUAGGCCAGGAGCAGCUCAACUGCUUAUUGGAAAGUCUUCCCAGGGACUUCUUCUCCAGGGCCAGAGCCCCUGCUACGGUUCCGCCUCCUGAAGCCAGGGUGACCUCCACUGGGAGCUGUGCGCUCAGAAACGUGCUUCCAACACUGACUUCUUCACUAUAGCUCUCCUAAAAGACCCAAUGAAAAACUCAUCUCUAUUCUCAAGAUUAUUUAAACUGAUCAAUUUUCAAAUUACAGUCCACUAAAAAAAUUAUGGGCUUUUGGCAUUUUUAAUGGGGAAUGGAGGGGAAGAUAACCACAGGAAAAUGAAGUUCUGAGUUUGUUUGUUUUUCCCUUCUCCCAGCUACCCAAAAUAUAAUCCUUUCUAUUUUUCCAUGGUAGAAAGAAAAGUAAUGAAACUGUGGGUUGGUUAAAGGGUGGUUGAUUCUUUAGUUUUUAACCAGACUGGGUCAACAUUAAACAAGUAAGUUUCACCUUCAGGAAUGUGUCUUGGUCUGCCUUCUGGGCAAAAUGCCCUAUAUAUGAUAGAGUAGCAUUAUGCAAUAAAGAAGAAUUUGUAACAUAAAGUCUUUUAAAAAAUAUGAAGAGAAAGGGGGAAAUACCCUAAACAUUGUCACUAUUUAUAUUUUUUAAACGAAUGAGGUUGUAUAAAUGUUUGUUUAUAUGCUAAUCAGUUACUUGACUCUGGUGGACACAGCAAAUCCUAUUGGAAUGAUGCCUUUGGUAAAAAAUAAAAACAAACAAACAAAAAAACUUUAAUGAGACAAAAAAUCCCAAAGAUAAUUACAUGGAGUAUGGGAAUUUGUGUUCCCACAUCCCUCUUCCCCAAAGCUCUUUCUCUUCCCCCAACUUCUGUCUCUGUCUCUCUUUCCUAUGUGUCUCUCUCCCCACUCCCAUCACUCUCUGUCUUUCUGUGUCUUUCUUGCUCCCUCUCACCCUUAUCUCUCCCUCUUUGUGUCUCUUUUUCUCUUCUGUCUGCCUCUUCCGAACUGUUUUGUGCUCUUUCUCCUCCCACUUUAGUCACCUGUCUUUCUUUCUCUUUCUGUCUCUGUCUCUCCUUGGGUCUCGGUUUCUUUCUCUCUCUCUCUCUCUCUCCUCUCUCUCUCUCUCUCUCUCUCUCUCUCUCUUUGUCUAAGUGAUCUAAGAGAAACAGCAGCAAAGAGGAAAUUCUGUUCCUGCUUAGGGUCCCCU
Molecule: messenger RNA, 7278 nt
Organism: Sarcophilus harrisii (Tasmanian devil)
Lineage: Eukaryota; Metazoa; Chordata; Mammalia; Dasyuromorphia; Dasyuridae
Gene: SHROOM3
Product: shroom family member 3
Exons: 10
Coding region: 484-6249 (1921 amino acids)
Biological process (GO): actin filament organization
Cellular component (GO): apical junction complex; cortical actin cytoskeleton; adherens junction
Molecular function (GO): actin filament binding
Source: RefSeq, a predicted model, not a curated record